Messenger RNA from Quercus robur (English oak), 1508 nucleotides. RefSeq lists its product as uncharacterized. The record is from RefSeq and is a predicted model, not a curated record. Gene Ontology annotation, cellular component: intracellular membrane-bounded organelle. Bases 225 to 1235 code for a protein of 336 amino acids. The transcript is spliced from 12 exons. Lineage: Eukaryota; Viridiplantae; Streptophyta; Magnoliopsida; Fagales; Fagaceae. Gene Ontology annotation, molecular function: thiolester hydrolase activity.
GUAGCUGGCGCCAUGUCUACUGACAAACUGACUCUUCAAUUGUUUUUGUCAAUCCUUUCCUUUCAAUCUCUCUCUCCAUGCCUUUUCACUUCCCAAUACCAGAAACCACACACACAAAAAUCCUGUCUUCUAGGAUUGAAAUCUUUCAAAACAUUCUCCUAUAUCCUCCUCCUAGUGCUACUACUCAGCUACCUGCUCUAAUAUCAAAUACCCUUUAACACCAAAUGGCUUCUCUUUCUCUACCACUGUCAACCGUUCUCAUUUUCAUCAUCUGCACACUCACUCUCACUGCUCACUCUGUUCCUUUCAUUGUCUUGCAUGGCAUUGGAGAUAAAUGCAGCAGUAAAGCAGUCGUAACAUUCACCGAGCGUUUAAGCAAUUGGUCUGGAUCUCAAGGAUAUUGCGUAGAAAUCGGAGAUGGAGGAUGGGAUUCCUGGACUAUGCCCCUGCUGGAACAGACUGCUAUUGCUUGUGAGAAGGUGAAGAACAUCAGUGAACUAAGUGAGGGUUACAACAUAGUUGGACUUUCUCAGGGUACUAUGAUUGGUCGAGGGGUAGUUGAAUGGUGUGAUGGGGCCCCUCCUGUUAAGAAUUUCAUAUCUUUAGCUGGUAUUCAUGCUGGAAUUGCUUCAAUUCCAUUUUGUGGAUCCGAGUGGUUUUGCGCUCUAGUGGACCUAUUAAUCGAGUUAGAAGUCUACAGUAACUAUGUCCAGGAACAUUUGGCUCCAAGUGGUUAUGUGAAAAUCCCAACUGACAUUAGCGCCUAUUUAAAAGGAUGCAAGUUUCUUCCAAAGCUUAACAAUGAAAUCAACGCUACAAGAAAUUCCACCUAUAAGGAAAGAUUUGCUAGCUUACAGAAUUUGGUUCUUAUUAUGUUUGAGCAGGAUACUGUUUUGGUUCCUAAGGAGACCUCCUGGUUCGGGUAUUACCCAGAUGGGGCCUUUGAUCCUAUUUUGCCUGCACAAGAGACUCUCCUCUAUACUGAAGACUGGAUUGGUUUGAAAAUCCUAGAUGAAGCUGGUAAAGUUAAAUUCAUAAACGUUUCCGGGGGCCAUUUGGAGAUUUCUACAAGUGAUAUGAAAACGUAUAUAGUGCCUUACUUGGAGGAUGAAACAUCAAGACAGGUGGUGAUAACAGAAACUUCACCAUUUAACUGGCUCUCAUCAAUUUGGCAUUUCUUUUUGGAACUGAUUGGGUUCUCUAAGGAUCAACCAUUGCUGCGCAUGGUGGAUUAAUUGAGUGCUGUCUUCACAUGCGUAUAUCUAUUAUGAGUAAAUUACACUUUUGACCAUUUAUGUUUGGGGGUUUUCAUUUAGUCCCUCAUGUUUGAACAUUUUCAUUUUGAUAACAUUUUUAAAGUAGUCCUUCGGUUUAUCUCCGUUAGGGAUGUGACUGUUAUGUGACAAGUAAGUUUAAGGUGAUGUAAUUUUUCUAUUUAAAACUAUGUUUUGGAUCUUGCUCAAUCUAUGUUAGCAAUUAAAAAAUAAAGAAAAAAUUCAAAUAUGAAA